AUUACACAAGUAAGAGAUGCUAGCGAAACAAACGCCAUUAACAAAACAAAUGCUCUCCAAGCUAUUACAAACAAGCUCUUCAAAGCCGAAGCAGCUUAAGAAGAUCCAUGCUCUUGUACUAACAUCCGGUUUCUCUAUCAAGAACAGCCUCUUAACCCAGCUGUUAGAGAAUCUCACCCUCGUAGGUGACAUGUGUUACGCACGCAAGGUGUUCGACGAAAUGCACAAGCCGAGGGUUUUUCUCUGGAACACUCUUUUCAAAGGGUAUGUCAAAAACAAGCUCCCGUUCGAAAGUGUCAUACUUUAUAAGAAAAUGCGUGAUCUUGAUGUCCGUCCUGAUGAGUUUACUUACCCGUUUGUGGUGAAGGCGAUCUCUCAGCUGGGUGUUUUGGCCUCCUGUGGGUUUGCCUUUCAUGCCCAUGUGGUGAAACAUGGUUUUGAGACUCUUGGGAUCGUCGCAACUGAGUUAGUGAUGAUGUACAUGAAGUUUGGUGAACUGAGGUCGGCUCAGUUCUUGUUUGAGUCUAUGCAAGGCAAAGAUUUGGUGGCUUGGAAUGCUUUUAUUGCAGUUUGUGUCCAAACGGGAAACUCGGCUUUAGCUCUCGAGUGUUAUAACAAAAUGUGUGCGGAUGAUGCUGUUCUGUUUGAUUCUUUUACGGUUGUGAGUAUGCUUUCUGCUUGUGGUCAGCUAGGCUCUUUGGAGAUUGGUAAAGAAGUUUAUGAUCGUGCGAGGAGAGAAGGUAUAGAUUGUAACAUAAUCGUCGAAAACGCAAGGCUUGAUAUGUACUUGAAGUGUGGUAGCACUGAAGAUGCGAGGGUGUUGUUUGCAGAGAUGGAACAGAGGAAUGUAGUUUCUUGGAGCACGAUGAUUGUAGGAUAUGCAAUGAAUGGAGACAGCGAGGAAGCCUUGGCACUGUUCAAUAUGAUGCAGAAGGAGGGGAUAAGACCGAACUACGUGACGUUUCUCGGGGUCUUAUCUGCUUGUAGCCAUGCUGGACGAGUGGAUGAAGGGAAAAGGUAUUUCGGUAUCAUGGCUAGAUCGAGUGAUAAGAGUCUUGAGCCGAGGAAAGAGCAUUAUGCAUGUAUGGUUGAUCUAUUAGGACGCUCUGGUCUUGUAGAGGAGGCUUAUGAGUUUAUCAAAAGUAUGCCACUGGAACCUGAUGCAGGUAUCUGGGGAGCUUUGUUGGGUGCUUGUGCGGUUCAUCGUGAGAUUAAAUUGGGCCAGAAAGUGGCUGACGUUCUUGUAGAGACAGCUCCGGACAUAGGUGCGUAUCAAGUACUGCUGUCUAAUAUAUAUGCAGCUGCUGGUAAAUGGGAUUGUGUUGACAAAGUAAGGAGUAAAAUGAGGAAGCUCGGCACUAAGAAGGUUGCUGCGUAUAGCUCAGUGGAAUUUGAAGGCAAACUCCAUUAUUUCAAUAGAGGAGACAAAUCACAUCCGCAGACAAAGGCGAUAUAUGAGAAACUGGAGGAAGUCUUGAAGAAGAUAAGGAGCAUGGGGUAUGUUCCCCAGACAGGUUCGGUGUUUCAUGAUGUGGAAACAGAGGAAAAAGAAUGUUCUCUCAGUCAUCAUAGUGAGAAGCUCGCGAUUGCAUUUGGACUCAUCAAUGGGAGAGGGGAAGAUCCUUUAAGGGUUAUGAAGAACUUGAGAACCUGUGAUGAUUGCCACGUUUUCGCCAAGUUUGUUUCCAGGCUUACUUCGAGAGAUAUCAUCAUGAGAGACAAGAACAGGUUUCACCACUUCAGAAAUGGUGUUUGCUCUUGCAGAGAGUUCUGGUGACUUCACUUAUUCAUAUGUUCUGAUUGGUAAAAUAGUUCUGAUCAUCCACAGAUUUUGAAUGUAUCUGAAGACCAGUUUAUAACUAAACCAGGUUCUUGAUCAAUAAAACUUGGAUAUGGCAACAAAUUGUGAAGCUAUGGUUUCAUACUUAUGCAGUCAGAUGCCUGAAACAGAGAGACUCUAUUAAAUAAGGAGUUUAAAUGGAUCAAAUAUGGGAAAAUAUAAUUCAAGAGUUGAAAAGCAUGGACAUGAAAAUAAGCACAAAAAAAGACAAAAAUCUUUCUCUUGAGAAAGACAGGACAAGAGACCUGAAUGAAACAGAGAGAUGGAGACAAAACAGAGAACAGAGGUUAUUACUUGUGAAGCAAGAACAUCUCUGCAACAAUGGUUUAUAGUUUUCAGUUUAGCAAAAUCAAGGUAAAUUCCCAUCCAUUAAAAGCUACUUGCUUUAAUUAGUAAAAAACACUUUGUAGAUUAUAUCAAAUACAAUUAUAUCAUAUACACAGUAUCCCCUUCUCUCUCUCUCUCCUCUCUCUCUCUCCUCUCUCAGAAAACAUAAAUUCGAUAUUAUUUUCCCCGGAGACAACGGCUAUUAAUACUGAAAUGUAGUACACUGCACCAUCUCCAAGCACAAUGGUAGAAUCAAAUUUUAAUUUUAAUUUAAAAUUAUGCAGAGAGAACAAUUAAAGCAUUGGAGGUGAGAUACCAAAAAUUAAUGAUCUGAGUAGUACAGAUAUGAGAAGGUUCUCCCAUGAAUCAAGGGUCACGAUCGUUUGAUAAGACCCGUAAGAUAAAUAAAAGAAUAUAGAACACAGAGAGCUAAUUCAAUAAAAUAAAUUAAAAAUAUUUCAAGCUUUUUUUUUUUUUCUCUUCCUUCUACUUCUUCUUCUUCUUUCUCACUAUCCAAAGAAGUCCAGACAAAUCUUUUUGUUACUUAGGCUUCACUCAAAGAAAGAAAAAGAGUUUAUCUUUUGGGUUUAUCCUCUAUUACUACUCAAAGUUAUCACUUUUUGUCAAAAUAACUAUUAUUAUAGUUAGUGAAAACUCAUUUUUCUCAGCUGUUUCUUGAAUACAAACCUGCUCUGCACUACCAAACACCGAGAAAAAGGAAAGAAACUUCUUUCGAAAGAAAACAGAAACGUACUCAAAUAUUUUUUUUCACUUACUUCAUGGGCUUCUCAUAAAAACCUUGUUUUCUUCACUCAUAUCAAACCGCCAUGGAAGAUUUUGUAGGGAAAGAGCGUGACAAAAGAAGAAGAAGAAGACGAGCAGCCACCUCCACCAUGUUCUUGUGGGGAAUCUUGUUCUUUGCUCAGUUUUGUUUGGCUUCUUCAUCAGCUCUUUCUCCUGAUCAGUAUCAUCACCAAUCCAUCCCUUCACCAAGGAAGGCUGGUCGUUUCCACAAUACGGCCUCGUUUCAGUCCCCUAGAGCCUCAGUGUCGUUCAUGGGUCCACGUCGAAGAGAAGAAAACAUAGAUGAUGUUUUUAAUGACGACAAGAGAUUAGUUCACACAGGUCCAAAUCCUCUCCACAACUAAAAACUAGUUAGCAUCACGUGUCUGGUUUCUCUUUGAGCAAUCGCCUGCAAUAUCUGCUUUGAAAUGUCUCGUUACUUCGGUAGAGUUUUUAUAAUGUAAUUUUUUUGUUGUCACUAUGAGAUAUAUAGAUCAUUAUUGUUAGCCUUCUUGUCCCUGAUGCUAAGAAAUGAUCUUGUGUUCUCUUGUUGUAACUCUUUUGCUUCAAUGGUAACCAUCGACCUUCAAGAUCCAAGAAUUACUGAAAAUAGUUUUUAAUUUAUUUAUUUAGUUAAAUCAGUAUGUUUAGAAGUUCCAUGUUCUAAGAAAGUAAACAGUAGUCUGAAGAUUCGGAUGCAUGGAUUUCUUCGAAGGAUCAUGUUCUUUUGCAUAAAAGAAGGUUGUCUUUUUGUGAUAAGUGAUUAGUUAAUGCUAUAUGUAUGUAUUUUAUUGUUUUCUAAAUCUUGAUGUUAGAUGUGUUCAAAGAUUCCAAAUUCCUAAACUAUAUAGUACUACUAAUAAAGUUGAUGUAAUCGUAUAGUUAAACGUCCAUUUUAAAAUUUAUAAAUGAACAUGGAAGCUGUUGACUGCUUCUUAGCUCUUGAAAAAAGGAGAGCCAAAGACUUGAAAUGUGGUGAAUUUCAUGCAUAAUAACUAUUUAAUCAUAAGAGAUGAGCUGCCCAUUGUUUUGGAUUUUGGAUUUUUCAUAUAUUAUAAAAGUGAGAAUAUAAUAGGCUGAUGGUAAAAAAAGAAAUACUACAUACUUUUAGGGGGUGCAUUAAGUAUUAUAGAUAUGUCAUAUGUGGGGGUGUAUUUUUUUUAGACUGACAUGGAUGUAAAUUGUCUACUUAUAUAUGCUGAGUAAUAUACUACGUCGAACCCUAAUAAUAGAAUAGUCGAUAAAGAAUUACAUAUCAUAAAAUUAAUAUUUUUGGAAUUGAUAACUACUCCUAUUAUUUAUAUGAGUAGGCCAUUGAUGAUUUAGCUUUAAUGGUUUUUAUAUCAUUUGUUUGUGUGAACUUUAAACUUAAUGCAUACGUCUCUCGAUGGUGCUGCCUGCCUGUUCCCAGUGACCUCUAUUUUUAUUUUCUCACAACUAUAUACUUACAAAACACAUUUAAUGCUCACAUGAUACCAGUACUACUAAUUCUCUCACGGAUUAAUGAUUCUCUUUGGCUAAGUAGACUUAAAUGCAGAAUUUCAAAUCAACCACAUUAAAAUUACAAAUCGGUGAGGCCAAAAGAAUCAAUUGUUGACCAAAAAGUUAAAAAUUCAAUUUUCUUUUAGAAUAAAGAAAACAUUGAUUUGAAAUAAGCGACAUAAAAAUUGCAUAGAUGAAAAAAUUAAUGUAAAAUGUAAAUUUUGUUAGUCUGCUUAUACUUUUAUUUAGGUUCAUUUAGUUAAAGAUAUCCUUAGAGAGAGAUAGAAGUUGUUGCAUGUGGAAUGAAUGUCUUUGCACAGUGGGAGCCAUAAAUGGAGAGAUUUAAGGAGCUAUAGUGAUCAUUCAACUACCCCCAUUCAAUCUCCAUAUUUUAUUUCUUACAUUCCAUUUUUAAUAAUAAAUUUGUAAAUUUAUAUACUGAUUUGUUGAAUUAUGCGGAAACCAAGCUUUUCAAAAAUAUUAUUUUCUUAAAGUUUGGUGUAUAUUUUUCCUUUUUUUUUUUUCAUUUAUCCGGGAAAUGUCUGUCUAGUAGGUAUGGCUGGGAAAAUAGCCAUGGGCUAUUUGUAGGUCUGGUCAAAUUUGAAGUCCAUUUUAGGUGGAGAAGAGAAGGUCUCAAACAACGCACAUGUAUUGGGCUCAAAUGUUGAUUUUGCUAAAAUGCUACAAGCGCGAGUAUUGCGCGUGGGGUUUUUACCUAAACUGCUCUCAGCUCGUAAACGAUACUUUACAAAAAGGAUUUCUUUGCACGAAUUGCAAAACUUAACAUGGUAAAAAGGUAAUUCGGUGACCCAUGUUUAAUCAAUCACUACUGAAUUUGGUCUAAUUAUGUAACUUUCUGCACCCUAGUUAAGUUUUCUGAAUCAUGUGUACUCUGUCACUUUUGCUUUUGCAGGUUAUUAUACAAGUUGCAUCUAUUUAUAAGCAAAAUCCAAUACAUAGUAAAUGUAUCUUGUUACUCUCUGCCUCUAUUAUAUAUACAUUCACAACUAUUAUGGUUUAUCUAUAAAGGCAAAGUAUGAUAAAUAGUCGGAGUUGUUUCUACCAUUCAAGACGAUGUGUGAAUCGAUGAAAUGAGAUGGUGAGAAAUGUAUGUGAAUAAGGAAACACAGAGUCUGUGAUGGUGAAGAUAGGUUUCAGAAUCUAAAAGGAAGAAAGAGAAAGUUUUGAGAUGGAGGAUGUGUGAAGGGGUGGAAAGGGUUAAAAUAGGGGUUGAUAGAGAGAAAUGGGGAGGAUGUGCGAUUCUUCAUCUGCAAGUAAAGCAAACCCUUUGAAGCAUAUCUCUCAACUCUUCAUUCAAUUGGAUAUGCUUGUUCUUUGGCACGGUAAAAAAUAAGCUCGUUAAUGAUAUCCUCAAGCUCAUCAUUAUAAAGUGGGGAUUGUGAUUAAUUUAACCAAUGUUGAAAAGUAGAUACAUUCGAUUAGUCUCCCAAUUUUAUUUUAGUAUAGUUUAAUUUUAAAAUAUUUUCUAUUUUGUAAUAUAAAAUUUCUUCACAUUUUAUGAAAUAAAGAAUAUUUUAAAAUUAAAGUAUACUAAAAUAAAUUUGGGAGACUAAUGUAUCUACUUUUCAACGUUGGUUAAAUUAACCACAACCCCCACUUUAUAAUGAGUUUGAGGAUAUCAUUAACGAGCUUAUUUUUUGCCGUGCCAAAGAACAAACAUACCAAAUUGAAUGAAGAGUAGAGAGAUUUCAUGUAUUUUAAUGAUUUGUUUGUGAAUUGUAUAUUUAUUAAAUAUUUUAAGCCAAUUAAAAUACUCAUGUAAUUUUAAUGAUUUUUAAAUUAAAAUACUCAUGUAUUUUUAAUUAUUUGUUGGAUUAUAUUUAAUAAAACUUUUGUUUUUGAAUAUCUCUACUUUUAGAUUAAAAUUUUACAUUAUAAAAUAGUUUCACCAACAAAAAAGAGAAUUAAGUUUCUAGUAUUUUUCUUUUAGCUAACAACAAAUCUAUUCUAUUAAUUUAGAGUCCUAUUUUUUAUCUACUUAUAAAUGUUGUCAUUUAAGUUUGGACCUAUUCAUAUUUCACUAGGAAUAUACCUUUAAAAUAAGAUAUCUUUAAGUUCCCUUAAUUUACUUUUAAUAUUACAAAUGUGUCUCUCCUAUUUUUAUGGUUAACAACAUUAACUUCAUCCUAAUUACUAUACAUUUGUAAAACAUUCACCAUUUAUUUUCAUUUAAAACUACAGAGAUUUCAUUGUACUUAAUUGUUUCUUAUUUAUUCAUUUAAAAAUUUUCAAAGCCUAAUAGAGUUGCUGUUUUAGUUGUAAGGCAUCAGAAAUAUACAACAACAUUGGUUUGAAUUUGAUUAUUAAUAUGAAAUUAUGGAUGGUAAAUUAUAGUUAUACAACUACAUGAUUUUUAUAAUAUAAUUAACUUUUAAUAUUUUCAUAGCUAUAGUGCUAUAUAAAUAUAUAGUUGCUAUAUUAUAUGAUUUUAAUUAAACAUAUUUUACUCAAAUGUGGGCUAACAUAUUAUAUCAUCAUUUCUAAAAUGGUUAGUUAUACUAUAAAAUAUAUAACUAAAUGUAUUGUAAAUUAAAUUAAUUUUAAAAAUGUAUUGUAUACAAAAAUAAUAUUUAAUAACAAAGUAAAAUAAAUAAAUUAGAUCAAUAUAUAUUUAAGAAAUCUAAACAAGAAAAUUUACAUAAUAUUUAAAGCUAAAAUGUAAAUUUAAUAUCAAAAUUAUACAUUUAUAAAAGAAAAAAAUAUCCGCACGGACGUGCGGGUUCAAACUCUAGUAUUCAUUAUAAACAAGGUUAGUUUGCUCUUUGUUUGUUUUUAGGUAAAUGAUUAACAAAGAAGUAGAUACAUAAACGUAAAUUACUUGGUAUGAUAUUUUCGAAAUCAGGUUCAAAAUGUUUGACAAAAGAUAUCGUUGAAAAUUAAAUAAAAGUUUUAAACUAAAUACAAAUGAGUUUAGUCGUUACAACAGUUAAAUAUUGGUAGUCUUCUAAUCUAUUCAAAUAAAAAUACAAUAUAAAAAUAACCUUAGUUUCAUAAGGAAACAACAGAAACCCCAUCCAAAAGGACUAGGGUUUGGACUUACUUUUCUUAUAUUUAUGGGCUGAUGAUAAUUAGUGUGCACUUCAGGCUUCCCCUGAUCUAAAGACAUGUUUGACGUGAUUGUUUCAGGUUUAUUCAAUGAGCUAAUUAUGGAGGAUUAAGGCUAAUGAGCUAAUCAUAGAGGAUUAAGGCUAAAGAUUGCCUGCUUAGUUUUAAUAAAUUGUUUAUAAAUAAGUAUGGUUUUGCAAUGAAUUCAUAUUUUAGAAAUAUUAUCUUAUUUUAUCAAGUUUAUAGAUUUGUUUUAAUAGAUAUGUAUUUCAGUAGAUUAAAUCUGCAUAAACUGGUUUCAAUUUAUAGUCAUUUCCUCAGUAUUAAUAUAAAGAAAAAUUCUUUAAAGAUUGCCUGCUUAGGUUUAAUAAAUCGUUAAUAAACAUGUAUAGUUUUGAAAUGAAUGCAUAUUUUUAGAAAUCUUAUCUUAUUAUAUCUAAUUUAUAGAUUUGUUUAAAUAGGUAUGUAUUUCCAGUAGAUUAAAUCUGCAUAAACGGUUUUUCAAUUUAUAGUCAUUUGCUCAGUAAUAAUAUAAAAAAAAUUCUUUAAGGAUUUCCUGAUUAGGUUUAAUAAAUUUGUUUAUAAUUUAUAGUCAAUUUAUAGGAUUGUUCUCAAUUGGUGAAGAUGGUUUCGGAACCAGAAGAAUGGCCAGCAUUUGCAAGUUAUUUGGAAGAUAUUAAGAGUCUGAAAGAGAAUUUCACAAGAUCAGAGAUAAUUCAUGUUCCAAGAACGCAAAAUACAAAAGCGGAUAACCUAGCACGCAGUGUCAGGACACAAACGUCUUUUGUCGUUCACAUGGAUCAACAUCUCCCAGUGUGGUUUACAGGGUCAAUAUGAGUCUGUAAUGUUGAUGACAAAAAAAAAAAAAGAGUUUAUAAACAUGUAUGGUUUUGCAAUGAAUUCAUAUUUUAGAAAUCUUAUCUUAUUUUAUCUAAUUUAUUGAUUUUAUUUAAUAGAUAUGCAUAUUCAGUAGAUUAAAUCUGCAUAAAUGGUUUUUCAAUUUAUAGUUAUUUGCUCAGUAAUAACAUAAAGAAAAUUUCUUUAAAGAUUGCCUGCUUAGGUUUAAUAAAUAAUUUAUAAACAUGUAUGGUUUUGCAAUGAAUUCAUCUUUUUGAAAUCUUCUCUUAUUUUACUACAAGAUUUAUGCCUAUUAAUUUUCCUGUUUACGAAUUGUUUUUUUAUCACUUUGUAUAUCUCAGUUCGUUACUCUAUUUAUCGUUUAUAAGGAUUACACGUUAGAUUUUUCUGCUAAAUAGCUUGCAUCAUCACAUUGUCUAAUUAAUUCAAUGUUUAUGCAUGGUCGUGGCAGCUUGAAAUGAAACAAGCGGAUGGCUAGGAACAAGAUUGGCGUCAGGCCCUUAAGGGAGAAGGAAAAGGAAGAUAAACUUAUAAGCGUUAGCGAAGAAAGAAGCCUACUUGAAGAAGGCUGCCAAGAGGAGAGCAAGCGCCCUACCCGAGUCUCCAGCCCGAUGGAUGAAGAUAACGAUCAACGGAAACUAUCGGCUAUGAAGCUAGAUGGCAUAGAAGAAGGUUAUGCAAACCAAUAGAACAAAGAAAGGUUAGCUCCGCAGCUGGUCCACAAGCAAGGUAAGUAAGUCCAUUACCAGCCGGCUCCGGAGCCGCACAGCACAUAGCUGGAAGUCAGAGGGCCCAUACUACCUGCCUAACCCUUCGCUCCGAGGGACCGUAGAUCGGAAAGCACCUUUAAAAGCGUACCGUCAAGCAAGAAAAGGGUGCUGCCGUGCCACAAGGCACGACCAUAAAAAGAAUAAAAAAGAAAAAGUUAUGUAGUUGGACCAUCUGCUCUUUCUUUUUCUCGUCUAUCAGCUUCUCUGCUGACGCCAUUUCCGAAUGUCUUUAACCCCCUAGCAAAGCAACCAGCUCUUUUCCGUUGAGCGAGAGCCCUUCCACACGGGACUCCCGGAUCUGAUAUUGACCCCAAAAAAGAAACGGUAGGUACAGCUAGUCCAUGAACAGCCAACCAGCGCACUGUAAAAAUUGGAUAGGUCCUAUCUAUAGUCAUUGGGUCCUCCUAAAAAGAUCUACUAAAUUCGUCGAGUUGUGAGCCUGCCAGCUCAGAGGAACCCCUAUGCCUUUUGGCCAGCUUGGCUUCUGACCGGUCGAUCCCGCUUAGUACCCCCUCUUGCAACGAUUAUUAUAUAUCAAACCUAUAACGGUAUUCGACAUUCUUCAAGUUUUCUCACAGGACAAGGCAUGCAUGUUUUUUUUUUCUUUUUCUCAUACAAUACUUUUUAUUGAACUGUGGAAGUAUUAUUUUUAAUAACUAUGUUUCUCUUUGUCAUGACGCCACCUUUACUUCCAAAGUGUUUGAGCUACAAAAUACAUGCGAGAAAAAUAAAAUUAUGAAUCUCUUAUUUGAUAUUAGUUUAUCACUAUCCUAAUUCAGAAAAUUCUAAAAAUCUGUACAUGUGUGUUUUAUUUUCGAAUAUUAUCAUCAAAACUAUAUUUUAUGAAUUCUUCUUAACCUUUUGAAACUAAAUUUUAGGUUUCUAUUUGUAAGCAAAAGAAACUAAAUUUAUGUUGUGGCAUUGUAAAUCUUUUCUCUUAUAUUUCCUAGUUAAAAUGAAUAGCUUCUUCUCUUCUCAUGCCACACUUUUAUUUUUCUUAAGACAAAUACAGGUGGAAUAUCAAUUUACAACUAUAUGUAUACUAAUAACGAAAUGCUGACAAUUUUACAUGGUUGUUUCGUUAUUAGAAUCCAUUUAGAUGUAAAUUGAUUUCCCACCUGAAUUUUUCCUAAGAAAAAUAAUGGCAUGAGAAGAGAAGAAACCAUUCAUCUUAACUAGGAAAUAGAAGAGAUAAGAUCAAAAAUGCCACAACAUAAAUUUAGUUUUCUUUUUGCUUAACAUCAAAACUUAAAAUUUAGUUUCAAAAACUUUAGGAAGAGUUCAUAAAUUUUAUAAUUUUCAUAAUAGUAUUCUAAAAUAAAACACACAUGUACAUAUUUUUACAAUUGUCUAAAUUAGAAUAGUGACAAUAUAAUAUCAUAACAGAUUCAUAUUUUUUAUUUUUCUCGCAUGUAUUUUGUAGUUCAAACACUUUGGAAGUAAAGGUGACUCCAUGACAAAGAACAAAAUAAUAACUAAAUAUAACACUUCUACAGUUCAAUAAAAAUGUUAUAGGAAAAAGAGAGAAAGAAAAUGCAUGCCUUGUCUGUGAAAAAAGCUUGAAGAAUAUCAUAUACCAUAACAGGUUUGAUAUACAAUAACAUAAGUUUGUCUUCCUUUUCGUUCUCCACUAAGGGCCUAACACCAAUCUUCUUCCUAUCCAUCUGGUUUAUUAAUUUCAAGCUGCCAAGACCAUGCAUAAACAUUGAAUUAGACAGUGUGAUCGACGCAAGCUAUUUAGCAGUAACAACUAACAAAUAAUCUUUAUAAACCAUAAGUAGAAUAAGGAACUGAGAUAUUACAAAGUGAUAAACAAACUAAAAAUUCUUAAACAGAAAAAUUGAUAGGCAAAAAUCUUGUAGAAACUAGGAUAAGACUUCUAAAAGAUGAAUUCAUUGCAAAACCAUACAUGUUUAUAAACCAUUUAUUAAACCUAAGCAUGCAAUCUUUAAAGGAUUUUUCUUUAUUAAUACUGAGCAAUUGAC
This is a messenger RNA of Brassica rapa (field mustard), 11111 nucleotides long. Its product is annotated as pentatricopeptide repeat-containing protein At2g01510, mitochondrial. Gene Ontology annotation, molecular function: RNA binding; zinc ion binding; protein binding. Lineage: Eukaryota; Viridiplantae; Streptophyta; Magnoliopsida; Brassicales; Brassicaceae. The record is from RefSeq and is a predicted model, not a curated record. Gene Ontology annotation, biological process: RNA modification.